Molecule: messenger RNA, 1287 nt
Organism: Drosophila hydei
Lineage: Eukaryota; Metazoa; Arthropoda; Insecta; Diptera; Drosophilidae
Product: putative odorant receptor 19b
Exons: 3
Coding region: 1-1287 (428 amino acids)
Biological process (GO): sensory perception of smell; detection of chemical stimulus involved in sensory perception of smell
Cellular component (GO): plasma membrane
Molecular function (GO): odorant binding; olfactory receptor activity
Source: RefSeq, a predicted model, not a curated record
AUGGAUGACAGACGAUUACAAUGGACGGAGAAGGGUCUCAGUCAAAUUGUUGGCAAUUUGCAUAAAUCAGGAGCGUUGCGGAUCGGCUAUAAAAAGGAGCUAAUGUUCGCAGAGCAAAGUGCAAUGGCAGACGAGAUGUUGAGCGAUAUAGACUCGACGCGUGCCUUUCAGUAUCAGUGGUGCUUCUGGCGCUUGAUUGGCUUGCAUCCGCCUGCAGGAGACUCGCUCUGGGCACGUCAAUAUGGGGCUUACAGCAUUGUGGUCAAUGUGCUGCCCACGAUGUGUAUGCCCGUAUCGUUCUAUUUCGAGUGCUUCUUCAGUCGUUCACUGACCGAGUUCUGCGAGGCGUUCUAUUUGGCCGCCAUAACCUUCGUGCAGCAGUUGAAGCUGCUCAAUGUGAUUCGAGUGCGUGGCCAUUUGCUGGAGAUGCAUGGCGUAUUGCGCCAGUUGGACGGACGUCUACAGUCGUCAUCGGAGCGUCAAGUUAUAUGUGAUAGAAUCGAUGAGUCGAACAAAAUCUGUCUUUAUGUAUUGAGGCUGUUUUUGGCGGUCUUUGCUAGUGGCAUUUGCUUUGCUGUCUUUGGGCCCGAACGGCAAUUGCCUUUUCCGUCCUGGACUCCGUGGGACUGGCAGCAAUCCCAAAGCUCUUACGCCCUAACCUUUACAAUGCAAAGCUUGGGAAUAUUUUUGCUAGCACUAAUAGCCGCAAACAACGACACGUAUCCGGUGGUCUAUCUAAUUAUGGUCGCAGCUCAUUGCAAGGCGCUGGCCCUGCGUAUUGCUAAACUGGGCUAUAUGGGUACGACGCAGGAGCAGACGCAUCUGCAGCUGAUCGAGUGCAUCAAGGACCAUCAGAUCAUAUUGCAAUUGUUGAACAUCUUAAACACCUCGCUGUCUAUGGCCUGCAUCAUUCAGUUCGUUUGUACGGCUACCGCUCUGUGCACGCUCUCUUUUAUAGUCAUCUACAUGGAGAUGAGCUUCUUGCGGAUAUUUCAUGUGUUCUUCACGUUAGUGGGCAUCAUUAUCGAAACGCUGGUGAUAUGCUAUGCUUCCGAGCAAGUCACCCACGAGGGCGAGCAGAUGGCCCAUGCGAUCUAUGACACCAAUUGGAUCAAUCAGCCCGUCUAUUUCCGUCGCGACUUGGAGUUCAUGCUAAUGCGUUCCCAGCGCCCCAUUUGUAUUGUGGCUGGUAAUAUUUUGCCUGUGCGCAUGACAACACUGUUCGCGGUUAUCAAGGGAGCCUAUACUAUGUUCACGCUGUUGAAUGAAGCCAAAUCAAAGAGCUAA